Habropoda laboriosa is the source of this 1575-nucleotide messenger RNA. It is a transcript of the gene Ugt50B3, whose product is annotated as UDP-glucuronosyltransferase 2C1. The record is from RefSeq and is a predicted model, not a curated record. Bases 1 to 1575 code for a protein of 524 amino acids. Gene Ontology annotation, molecular function: UDP-glycosyltransferase activity. The transcript is spliced from 7 exons. NCBI's taxonomy places the organism in Eukaryota, Metazoa, Arthropoda, Insecta, Hymenoptera, Apidae.
AUGACAAAUCAAAGUGUAAUGGAUCGGACAAUUGUAUUAUUGACUAUUUCUUGGAUCUGUGAUUACACGAUGGGUUACAAUGUCUUGCUGGCUACAAUGGGAGGUACGAAAUCGCACACGGUACCAUUCGUCGCAUUGGGAAGCAGCCUAAAGGCUCGAGGACAUAAUGUGACCCUUCUAAGCGCAUUUUCUGGACCAGCAGCGAACAACGGGUUACAGGAGUUUGUUCCGCCUAUAUUCGAGGCUUACGUGGGGAAUUACACGUCAGAAUGGGACUUGGUCGGUGCAAGAUUCCGAGAUGAAAUGCCAAUCUCACCGUGGGAUGCAAUGCGAUAUGCCUGGGAGGCCUGUGAGGCGCUUCUUCGCGACAAAAUAUCGGUAUCUUGGUUGAGGAGACCUGAAGGCGAUCCUCAUGCGCGCUGGGACGUCGCGGUCCUCGAUGGCGCCUAUCCCGAGUGCCUUUUGGGCAUCCUUCACGGAGAGGAUGUGCCCACGGUUAUGUUAAACACGGUGGCACUGUACAGUGGUUCGAUAUCUCUCCAAGGAAAUCCAUCGCCGUGGUCAGUGACACCUUACUUCGGGAAAUCGGUCACACAAGACAUGAGCUUCUCUCAAAGAAUCUUAAACGCCGCUUACCUCACCACCUUGAGGAUAAUGCACUGGAUCAUGAUCAGUGGGUAUCUACAACCGGUUCUGAGGAAAUACCUAGGGGAUCAGUUGCCCGAUAUUCGAGACCUGACCACGGAGAUUCCACUCACCCUGCAGAACAGUCAUUACAUCGUGGCUGAUUCGGUUCCGUACUUGGCGAACGUUGUGAACGUCGCGUGCCUUCAUUGCAAUCCGGCGACACAGCUCAGCCCUGAUUUGGAGACCUUCUUACAACGCGGUUUCAUCUUCGUUUCCAUGGGUUCGUCGGUCCGCGCGUCAGGUAUGCCAGAGGCGCUUCGUCAAAUCUUCGUGGCAGCCUUUGCCACGCUUCCGUGCAACGUCGUGUGGAAAUGGGAAGGCGUGAAGAUUAAAGAUCUGCCAUCGAACGUCAGAACGGCAGCAUGGUGGCCUCAGCAAGAGCUACUAGGCCAUCCUAAACUCAGAGCGUUCGUCUCUCACGGUGGUCUCUUGUCUUUGCACGAGGCAGCUUAUCACGGCGCACCGACGCUCGUUUUGCCCGUUUUCUGCGACCACGAUGGAAACGCGGCACAAGCUGAAAAACUUGGCUACGCCCUGGUGAUGGACUUGGCGAGAAUAUCUAUCGGAAGCCUUCGCGAAGGAAUCCUCAAGGUGGCUAGCGUGAACAACAAUUCAUAUCGAAUGGCAGCGAAAAAGAGAAGUUCGUUGCUGCGGGAACUGCCAAUUAGCCCGAGAAAAUUGGCUAUCUGGUGGGUGGAGCAUGUUGCUAAGUACAAAGAAUCAGAACAUUUGAAGAGUUCCACAAGAUAUAUGAGCGUAAUUCACUAUUAUUCCAUUGAUGUGGCAAUAUUUUAUGUGAUAACGUUGAUACUACUGGUGUACGGGCUGAAGAAAUUGUGCUGGAGAACAAUAUUCAAGCAAACUGUUAUUAAAAAGAAGAUUGACUAG